AUGAAUGAAAGACUCGAUACCUAUGAAAACCUCACAAACAUGGAGGUUGUUCGUAGAUAUCGUCUAGAUAAGGAUGGUAUUGAUCGGCUGAAUGAUGAAUAUGGUGAUCGAUUAGCGCCAAGAACACUUGGCCAAAGAAAUGUCUCCGCUUUGGAAAAAAUAAUUGUCACCCUACGCUAUUUUGCGUCGGGUGACUUUCAAACCAAUGAUGGAGACAUCCAUAAACUGUCACAGCCAUCUGUAUCAAGAGCUGUGACACAAUUCACAGAGAUGCUGGCUAACCAGGAAACGAUGACAAGAAACAUAACAUUCCCAACCAGUAUGCAUGAUAUAACCAGGGUGAAGACGGACUUCCAAGGUAUAGCCAACUUUGCCAAUGUUGUUGGAGUGGUUGACGGGACGCAAGUCCAAAUUCAAGCUCCGCAUGUCAAUGAGGACGCCUAUGUUAAUAGAAUGGGAUAUCAUUCGAUUAAUACCCAGGUGAUAUUCAAUGGCCAAGACCGACUUAUUGAUAUAGUUGCACGGUGGCCAUGA
Molecule: messenger RNA, 534 nt
Organism: Dreissena polymorpha
Lineage: Eukaryota; Metazoa; Mollusca; Bivalvia; Myida; Dreissenidae
Product: putative nuclease HARBI1
Exons: 2
Coding region: 1-534 (177 amino acids)
Source: RefSeq, a predicted model, not a curated record